AUGAUUGGAACAAAUUUAUUCCUGUUCUCUGUUCUGAUCGUGUGCAGUAUAUCUGCAGAGGAAAUCUUUCAGCCAACCCUUGUGCUGGACAUGGCUAAAGUCCUACUGGAUAACUACUGCUAUCCUGAAAACCUAGUGGGAAUGCAAGAAGCCAUUGAGCAAGCCAUCAAGAGUGGGGAGAUCCUGGACAUUUCUGAUCCAAAAAUGCUGGCCAAUGUCUUGACAGCUGGAGUACAGGGUGCUCUGAAUGAUCCAAGACUAGAAAUUUCCUAUGAGCCAUCACCUCAUGCAGCUCCUAAACAAGAAGCUGAAACUUACCUCACUCGGGAGCAACUCUUGAGUCUUAUUGAACAUGUUGUCAUAUAUGACAAGCUGGAAGGAAAUGUUGGCUACCUGAGGAUUGAUUAUGUCAUAGGACAGGAAGUUGUGGAGAAAGUUGGAGCUUUUCUGGUAGAUAAGGUAUGGAAAACACUGAUAAAUACUUCUGCCUUGGUGAUAGAUCUUCGUUACAGCACUGGAGGUCAGAUUUCUGGAAUUCCCUUCAUUAUCUCAUACUUGCAUGAAGCAGACAAGAUGCUACAUAUUGAAACUGUGUACAAUCGGCCUUCCAACACCACUACUGAGGUAUGGACAUUGCCAAAAGUGUUGGGAGAGAGAUACAGCAAAGACAAGGACGUCAUUGUUUUGAUCAGUCAUCACACCACAGGAGUGGCUGAAGACGUGGCUUACAUCCUGAAGCACAUGAGCAGAGCUAUCACUGUUGGGGAGAAGACAGCUGGGGGCUCGCUGGACAUCCAGAAGCUACGUAUUGGCCCUUCUAAUUUCUACAUGAUGGUUCCUGUGUCACGAUCUAUCAGCCCCUUGAGUGGGGGUGGACAGAGCUGGGAGGUGAGUGGAGUGAUGCCAUGUGUGGCUUCUGAGGCAGAGAAAGCCUUGCAGAAAUCCUUGGACAUCCUGGCAGUGCGCAGAGCUGUGCCUGGCACUCUAAGUCGCCUCGCAGAUAUUUUAAAGGACUAUUACAGCUUAGUGGAGCGAGUGCCAGUGCUGCUGCGGCACCUUGCUACCUCUGACUUCUCUACUGUGCAGUCAGCAGAGGACCUUGCCACCAAGCUCAACACUGAGAUGCAGACCUUAUCUGAGGACCCUCGUCUGUUGGUCCGAGCCAUGAUGCCUGGUGAAACUACUGCCCUUCCUGAUGAGAUGCCAGUUGCAAUGGCAGCCAAUUUGCCUGAUAAUGAGCAAUUGCUGCAUGCCUUGGUGGAUACUGUUUUCAAAGUGUCAGUGUUGCCAGGCAAUGUGGGCUACAUGCGCUUUGAUGAGUUUGCUGAUGCCUCUGUUCUUGAUAAAUUGGGACCUUACAUUGUAAAAAAAGUCUGGGAGCCUCUCCAAAAUACAGAGAGCAUGAUCAUAGACCUACGUUACAACCCUGGUGGCCCUUCCUCCUCUGCUGUGCCUGUGUUGAUCUCUUACUUCCAAGAUCCUACUGCUAGCCCUGUCCAUCUCUUCACAACCUAUGACAGGCGCACCAACCAUACACAAGAGCAUAAAAGCCAGGCAGAACUGCUGGCCCAAACCUAUGGAGCUCAGCGUGGCAUCUACGUGCUCACCAGCCGCCACACCGCUACAGCUGCUGAGGAGUUUGCUUACCUCAUGCAAUCACUAGGCCGUGCCACGCUGAUCGGUGAGAUCACAGCAGGUAGCCUCUCACAUACCCGUACCUUCCUUCUGCUGCAGCCUGAACAAGGAAUAACUUGUGGCCUAACCAUCACAGUCCCAGUUAUCACCUUCAUUGACAACCAUGGGGAAAGCUGGAUGGGUGGUGGUGUUGUGCCUGAUGCAAUAGUGUUGGCUGAGGAUGCACUGGAGAAGGCAGAAGAGGUGCUAGCUUUUCACAGAAAAAUGGGGAUGAUUUUGGAGAGUACUGGGCAACUUCUCGAGGCUCACUAUGCCAUCCCAGAAGUGGCUGAAAAGGCAAGUGUUAUGCUCAGCACCAAACGAAUUCAAGGAGGUUAUCGAUCAGCUGUAGACUUUGAGACAUUGGCUUCCCAGCUUACUAGUGACUUGCAGGAGGCAUCAGGGGAUCAUCGGCUUCAUGUUUUCCACAGCCAUGUGGAACCAACGCUAGAAGAACAGCUUCCCAACAUGAUUCCCAGCCCUGAGGAACUCAGCUAUAUCAUUGAUGCACUCUUCAAAAUUGAGGUAUUGCCAGGCAACCUGGGAUACCUUCGCUUUGAUAUGAUGGCUGAGGCAGAAACUGUAAAAGCAAUUGGGCCUCAGCUGGUGCAGAUGGUCUGGAACAAGCUGGUUGACACAGAUGCCAUGAUUAUUGACAUGAGAUACAAUACAGGUGGCUACUCCACUGCUAUACCAAUACUUUGUUCCUAUUUUUUUGAGCCUGAACCUCGUCAACACCUCUACACUGUCUUUGAUCGUAGUACCUCCCGCAGCACAGAGGUGUGGACUCUCCCCAAGGUUACUGGCAAGAGAUAUGGCUCCCUCAAGGACAUCUACAUCCUAACAAGCCAUAUGAGUGGCUCAGCAGCUGAAGCUUUCACUCGCUCUAUGAAGGACCUACACCGUGCCACAGUUAUUGGUGAGCCCACAGUAGGUGGUUCCCUCUCAGUGGGUAUUUACCGAGUUGGCAACAGCUCCUUAUAUGCCUCCAUCCCUAGCCAAGUGGUGCUCAGUCCAGUCACUGGCAAAGUGUGGAGUGUGUCUGGAGCAGAGCCACAUAUCACCAUCCAAGCCAGUGAAGCCUUGGCUGUAGCUCAGCACAUUGCCAACCUGCGUGCACAGGUGCCACAGAUAGUGAAAACCAUAGGUAAGCUUGUGGCAGAAAAUUAUGCUUUUGUAGACGUUGGGACUGAUAUAGCAUCCAACCUCACCAGAAGUAUCAACAAAGAAAAUUACAAAAGGAUUAAUUCUGAAAAGGAGCUGGCCAGGAAGUUAACUGCAAUCUUGCAAGCUCUUUCUGAUGAUGAACACCUGAAAAUGCUCUACAUUCCUGAACAUGCCAAAGACAGCAUUCCAGGGAUUGUGCCAAAAGAGAUCCCUUCCCCAGAAGUUUUUGAAGAUCUGAUUAAAUUUUCAUUCCACACAAACGUAUUGGAAAACAAUAUCGGCUAUCUGAGAUUUGAUAUGUUUGGAGACUGUGAACUUCUAACCCAGGUGUCUGAUCUACUGGUAGAGCAUGUUUGGAAGAAAAUUGUUCACACAGAUGCAUUAAUCAUAGACAUGAGGUACAAUAUUGGAGGUUACACCAAUUCCAUACCAAUCUUAUGUUCAUAUUUCUUCGAUGAAGGGCAUCAUGUUCUGCUGGACAAAGUUUAUGACAGACCCAGUGACUCAAUAAAGGAAAUAUGGACCCAGUCACAGCUCAGAGGGGAGAGGUAUGGCUCCCAGAAAGGACUGAUUAUCCUCACCAGUGCUGUGACAGCUGGCGCUGCUGAGGAGUUUGUCUUCAUAAUGAAGAGGCUGGGCAGAGCACUCAUUAUUGGGGAACAGACCAGUGGUGGGUCCCAUUCCCCACAGACAUACCAAGUAGAUGAUACCAACUUCUACAUCGUCAUCCCCACUGCACGAUCAGUCAUCUCUGCAGAAAGCACUUCUUGGGAAGGGAAAGGGGUGACCCCUCACAUGGAAACACCAGCGGUAACAGCCCUCAUCAAAGCAAAAGAGGUGCUCAGUGCUCACCUGCACAGCUCAAGAUAG
Molecule: messenger RNA, 3711 nt
Organism: Centrocercus urophasianus (Greater sage-grouse)
Lineage: Eukaryota; Metazoa; Chordata; Aves; Galliformes; Phasianidae
Gene: RBP3
Product: retinol binding protein 3
Exons: 4
Coding region: 1-3711 (1236 amino acids)
Biological process (GO): proteolysis
Molecular function (GO): serine-type peptidase activity
Source: RefSeq, a predicted model, not a curated record